Messenger RNA from Lactuca saligna, 799 nucleotides. The record is from the annotation of a GenBank genome assembly. NCBI's taxonomy places the organism in Eukaryota, Viridiplantae, Streptophyta, Magnoliopsida, Asterales, Asteraceae.
AUGUCAUUGAUUGUGGGAGCCCUUGGCACCUUGUCCUUCAUAUUUGGUGUUAUUGCUGAAAACAAGAAGCCUGCAUCUGGAACUCCAAUAACAGGAAAAGACGUAGUUAUCUGCAAGUAUCCAGCGGACCCCACAGUUGCCUUGGGGUAUCUAUCAUUUGGGUUUCUUGUUGCCUCAACAUUGGCUGGAGGGUUAUCUCUAUUUUACCCUUACAAAGGGAAGUCAAUCCCAUGGCCCGCAUUGUUUCAAAGCACAAGUUUCUUUGUAUUUUUCCUUAUAGCUUUGGGUUCAACUGGAUUGGCAGCUACAAUGCUGUUGUGGCCCACGAUAACAGAACACAAACACCUUGUGAGUAAUGUCCAUUAUAACCUUGAAACAAGCUGCCCUACAGCCAAAACAGGGUUGCUUGGUGGAGGUGCUUUUUUAGCUCUUGAUUCGGCUCUUUUCUGGUUGGUUUCACUUAUGUUGGCUGAUAAUGCAAGAGAAGACUACUUUGAUGAUGUUAAAGGAGCUGAUGGUGUCACCACUGAUUAUGAUGAUGCUGAUGCAGUCAUCAAGGGCAGUGCUUAAAACUUAAAAAUAGUUGCUUUGUUCUGUUUAAAUGUGUUUCCCAUUAAGUGGAGUUUAUUUUAUGAUUUAAAAAAUGCAAAGUAAAGGUGGUCUGAUUUGAACACUGUAAAUAGAAUCUUUAUGAUAUCUAUUGGUGAAAAACAUGUCUAUGGAUAAAUUUCGGAUGCAAAACUAUCGCUAGCGCUUUCUCAAUGAUGAAUUUCCUAUUAAAGAUUUGGGAAACACCAAC